Messenger RNA from Caenorhabditis remanei, 876 nucleotides. RefSeq lists its product as uncharacterized. Gene Ontology annotation, cellular component: membrane. NCBI's taxonomy places the organism in Eukaryota, Metazoa, Nematoda, Chromadorea, Rhabditida, Rhabditidae. Gene Ontology annotation, molecular function: chondroitin 4-sulfotransferase activity. The record is from RefSeq and is a predicted model, not a curated record. Gene Ontology annotation, biological process: positive regulation of response to oxidative stress. The transcript has 5 exons. The coding region runs from base 1 to 876 and encodes 291 amino acids.
AUGAAUCGAUACAUAAAACUUUUAUUCGUUUUCAUAUUCUCUGGUUGUAUUAUAGCUUACACUAAUCUAUUCAAUCGAUCAUUCCUUCAAGACUACUGUAGUUUUCAUGAUAAUGACAAUGAGAGUUUGAAUGAAAAUGACACGUUGAAAACGUUGAUUCCUCUGACAAAUGAUUUGGAUUCUUUGGAAUUGUGUCGUGGAGAUGGAGUGAAAAAGUGUAUUCCACCGUUGAUGAAGUACAAACAACUGUAUAGGACAUCCAAGGAAAACAACUUGAUAGCUUGUGUCAUCGAAAAAACUUUUUCUACAUUUCUAACUGCAAUUAUGUGUUUUUUACACGAUCAGACUGCAUUCAGAGAUAGUAAUAGAACCCUCGAAUCGGAUAUUUAUGGAGAGAGACUUUGCAAAGACCAAAAUGAGUUCACAGAACUGAAGAAGAUCGGAAAUUGGCAGAAGAUGUCCUUGUUCGCAGUGGUUAGAAAUCCAAUUGAUCGAUUUGUUUCUGGAUUUACUGAUAAAUGUUUGAGGGAGAAAGUGUGGAAGAAAUAUAAACAAAGAUGUGCACAGUAUGAUUUCAGGAGAUGUGAGUUUUCAUCUCAUCUGGUGAAAUACCAGAUUCUACAAUUAGAUGGUGCCAAUUUUCCGGAUCAAUUACUGGGUUUACUGGAGGAACAAGGGCUCGAUGAAGAAGGAAUCAAGUUUAUUAACGGAAGUCUUCAUCACCGUACUCCACACAGUACAAUGGACUCGGUGGAACGUGCAACUGUAGAGGAAACUGUAUUGAAUAGUCCGUAUUUAUUACGGAAAAUAACGCAGAUGUAUUAUUUUGAUUUCCUUCUUUUUGGUUAUCGACUACCUGAAAUUCCACGUGUCUAA